UCAGCCAAAGUCACCUUCUGAACUUAAAGCCCCGACUGAGGACUUACAGACUCUCUCUGAAAGAUGGAUUCGGACAACGUUAAUAUUGUGUUAUGGCCAAGCAGUCCUCGGAGCCCAAGCAAACGAGAUGGUGCCUCUCCUGGACAACAUUGUCUCUGAAAUUCUUGGGCAGUAUGGCACCAUGAACAAGGACGAAGGGCUGAAGACUGCGUUCAUGAGGUCAAUUAUCAUGAUCACGAAAGCUGUUGCCUACAGCAAGAGGCAAGACAUCUAUUUACCACGUAAACAGGAAUUGGUCAUGAACAUCAUUGAAGCCAUUGAAGAGCAUCCCGCAAGAGCCCUGUCUGUCGUCAUUCUCCAUAAAGCAAUCGUCACCAUCACCUGCAUGAGCCGUAUGAAGCCUCCCUUGAACUCGGAGAUGAGGGCAAAAGUGGCAAGUAAAAGCAUCGAGAAGGUGUUUUCCUUGCCACCUUUGAAGAUGACCACACUGCAAGCAAGCAGCCCAGCCCAAUCAACUCAAACUCAGGUGAGCAGUCCAGAUGGAGCAAAGCCAUAUGAGAUCCACCUGGAAACAAGGAUGUGCCGUAUGAAGCCUCCCUUGAACUCGGAGAUGAGGGCAAAAGUGGCAAGUAAAAGCAUCGAGAAGGUGUUUUCCUUGCCACCUUUGAAGAUGACCACACUGCAAGCAAGCAGCCCAGCCCAAUCAACUCAAACUCAGGAUUUUUAUCACCAGACAGUGAACGCCUGCAACACCAUGCUCACCAGCUUGCUGUCCGAGGCUCCCAAUCUGGAUGCCCUGCAGGAUAUCUUGAUGCACACGAAUCCCUGGAUUGAAUCUUCCAAGAGUCAUGAGAAAAAGAGGGCCCUUAAGAGCACCAGGCACCUCCUGAAGUUUGUUUCAGAAAACGUAAAUUUUGACAUCACAGCUGAGUUUUUUUUGCUGGGACGGCUGGUGGCUUUGCUGGCCCUGCACAUUGGCGAUACCAGCAAAGAAGUUGGCCAGACGUCCGCAGAGGCUGCCUACUACCUCCACCACCUCCUCAUGAGCAAAAUGGCCAAAGAAAUGGACCAGAAACCCAAGAACAAGAAGGGGAAUAUCGUUCGUUGGCUGAGGGAGGACUUCUUCAUUUCGGGCCCAACAAUAUUUUAUAAUAACAUCUCCAAAAUGGCUAAGGCCUUUGGUGAACAUCUUGGCCCAUCCCAAUCAACAGAGGUGAUUUUCAAAGCCCUGGAGGUCCUGACACACCAGGACAAGAACAUGUCAUACACUGCAGGACUAAUGCUGAGUUCAUUCUUGGAGGAAUGUGGGAUGGAAAUGGAGGAGCUGCCUAUGAUCGUCAAGGAGAUGUACACGAGUCUCCCGAAUAUCUUGGACCCUGCCACGAAAGGAGAAUGUCUAAAGGCAGUGUGUCACCUGGCCGCGAAACGGGUGAACGGAGUCGUCGACAUUCUCCUUGAAUGCUCGGUGGCCUGCGAUGGAAGUGCCAGGGAGCUAUGGAAGGCGCUGGCUGAAGACCCCUAUGCCAAUAUGAAAAUCAUGAAGCCCCUCCUCAAAAGGCUUCAGGACGAAGACCCCAGCACCGAAGCCGUCGGGAGGAGAAACAGCAAGUCUCCCAUGCCCAUUGCGGCCACCAAUGCUCUCUGUUUUCUUCUAUCCCUUCCUAAUGCGGCGAACACUCUGCAACACAAGUUCCCCAACCUGCUCAUCGCCCUCGUAACCCAGCUUUAUUUUCUCCUGGGAGCAAGCAAGAGCGGGUCCAGGAGAUCCAGCAGAGUCACUGAGGUUUCAGAGCAAAUCAACCUCUUGGGCAACACAGUGCAAACGAUCAAAAACCUGAUCAUGUGUGCUGGCUAUGAAGAGGAGUUCAAUGAUUUGGAGAUGCUGGGAUGUUGGGAUAUGCUGGUGACCCCUGAUAGUUUCUUUGAAGGAAUCUUCCAUCUGAUCCGGAACUUGUUCAGCUUGUCUAAAGUGGAGCUCAAGACCUUUUUUAGACAAGCCAACACCUACCUGCGCCGCCCCGAUCUCCGGGAGAAGACUAUCGGGAUGGUUUUCUUUUCGGAGCUUCUGUAUCACCCGGAGGUUGGCAACUUCUUUAUUAUGCAAGAUAUUCUCCAUGUUCUCAUGGAAUGGAUGACUGAGCCGUAUGCCCUCAUACAAUUCUUCAGCAUCCGAGGUCUUGGAUACCUUUUGCAGCGCCCUUUCGAGAAGAAGAUGUUGGAGCCAUUCUUAACACCACUGGUCAACUGUGCAGCCCAUCAAAACAAGAGUGUUGCAAAGGAAGCGCUGAGGACCCUCAAUUUCCUCUUCCGUCAUCUCAGUAUAACCACACAUGGAGGCAGGGCUGAUGACAUUGAAUUGAAGAAUGUCUCAAUCAGAAUAUACGAUCUUCUCCUCAAAGGAGUGAAGGAUUUACCUAAUAGUGAUGUAAUAAAGGGUUUGUGA
Ahaetulla prasina is the source of this 2443-nucleotide messenger RNA. Its product is annotated as maestro heat-like repeat-containing protein family member 7. Gene Ontology annotation, cellular component: cytoplasm. Bases 128 to 2443 code for a protein of 771 amino acids. The transcript is spliced from 19 exons. The record is from RefSeq and is a predicted model, not a curated record. Lineage: Eukaryota; Metazoa; Chordata; Lepidosauria; Squamata; Colubridae.